AUGGAUCCUAGAUUCAAACAAGCUUUACUACAAUCUCAGGAAGAAGGAGAAGAAAUACAACAACUCGAGUUUCGUAAUGAAAGGCAAAGAUUGAAAUUCCUGAAUGUCAAGCAGCUGAAGUCCUUUGAGAUUCUGAAGUCUGCUGUCAAAAACUUUACAAGUAACACUAAAUUUAUGUCCUUCAUGAUUCUAUCUAUUUUACCUUUCUUUUCUUUCAUAGUUUUCUUUGAGAUUCAGAUUUCUGAAGCAACUGAUGCUAUAUUAAGAUUCUUAGUACCAUUUUCCAUGUCCUAUGAUAUCGGCUUUGAUAGUGAUGAAAACAUUAGUCUUUUCAGCACCACUGAUGAAAAUGAAUCAAAAAGAGAAACAUUUCGUAUAGUUUUUGAGCUCGUACCCUUUUAUUUGAUCUUCCUCCCUCUGCUAGAGCUCUUUAGCUUGACCAUAGUCAUAAAUAUUUCUGCAAAAGUUGUAGAUGCAGGAAAUACAGAAUCAGCUAAUUUGAAGGAAACUUUUUACCAGAAAAACAACUUCAAAGGUCCUUUUAUUACCUCUCUUUGGGUUCAGUUAUUUUCAGCUUCUAAUCUUUUUGGUCUAAUUUGGGCAGUAGCAAAUCACUCUAUAAUUACGACUGGAUUCGACUAUUCUUUUUCGGAUUACAGAUAUGAUUCUGUCAUACAAAAUAAUAUUUAUGUAAACAUACUGUCAAUAUUGUUUCAUACACUUAUUGCUUUGGCUCUGUUGUACAAGUAUCUUGAUUGGAGUGCUUUGUGGAACAUGGCUAUAGUGAUAUCUGUGUUAGAGGGAGAAACCGGGCUCGAUGCACUAGAGAUAUCAGCUUACUAUCGAAAGCACUGCAAGCGAACCGGGUUCCAAGUUGUAGUUACUGCAAUUGUUGUUGUAUUGGUUUGCUUGGGUAGUUUGGUGAAGUGGGUUACUAUGGUAUUGUAUUUCUAUGGUUGUAAGGCGCAAGCGAUGUCGAAGAAGUUUGAUGAUGAGGAAGUAGGCCAAGCUAUGAAAGAUGGUGAUAUUUGUACUGUUUGA
This is a messenger RNA of Chenopodium quinoa (quinoa), 1041 nucleotides long. RefSeq lists its product as uncharacterized. NCBI's taxonomy places the organism in Eukaryota, Viridiplantae, Streptophyta, Magnoliopsida, Caryophyllales, Amaranthaceae. The coding region runs from base 1 to 1041 and encodes 346 amino acids. The record is from RefSeq and is a predicted model, not a curated record. The transcript has 2 exons.